AUGGCUCCUCCACCUCCCUCAAACUUGCCACUUCCUGAGAGGCUAAAGGCUCUCGUUCAAACAUUACAGUAUGUGGACUGCAUUGCACAUAGGUCUCAUGAUCGGGUUACUGACGAAGAUGGUGUGAACACUACAGAUUUGCUUGGUUUGCUGGGACCCCUUCGAAGAAUGCAGGAGCAUUACCUGGCAGGUUCACUGACCAUAUACAGGCACGUGACGCUUCUCAUCUCUGUUUUCCGUUAUCUGUUGUCCUAUGUCACCUUCAACUACUACUCCUCUGCUGCACAGGUGACAUAUCGUCUGGCAUUUAUUGCGGCUGCCGGAACAUACGGAAUUGUUGUGUACAAGGCACACAUCGCCCGAGGCCGCCUCCAGGGCAGCGUUCCCAGUAUUGUGCUGAAGCUCGCUGGAGACGAAAAUGUCCAGUACCUUGGAAUGGCUUUGGUGUGGCUCUACUCUCGCCAGAUUCCUCUGGCUCUUCUUCCCUUCAGCGUGUACUCCGUUUUCCACGUUGCCACCUAUACACGUGCCCAUUUGAUUCCUACUUUGCAACCUCCUAGCCAGGGUGCGACUAGCGUAACCUCCCCGUCCACCCCUGGCUCUCCCAGGCCUGCUGCGAAGCAGUCUCCUUUGGCAGAUACCAUUGGAAGAUUUGUCAAACAAUAUUACGAUGCCAGCAUGGAUCUUGUUGCCGGGCUCGAGAUGGCACUCCUCUUCCGAUUGGUGGUUUCCCUACUCACCUUCUCCAAGGGCAGCAUCGUUCUCUUUAUCCUCUACCUGGCUUUCUUCCGCGCCAGAUAUUCCCAGAGUUCUUUUGUCCAGCAGGCUGUCCGCCAUUUCACCGCCAGAGUCGAUGCCUCGGUCUCUCACCAGAGCACUCCUCCCGCUGUUCGCCAGGGUUGGGAACAAUUCAAGAACGUUGUGCGCCAGGGAUACGAGAUCACGGAUGUGGGCCGCUACACCUCCGGCGCUGCUGUCAAGAAGCCUCAGUAG
This is a messenger RNA of Aspergillus fumigatus Af293, 993 nucleotides long. The record is from RefSeq and is a predicted model, not a curated record. NCBI's taxonomy places the organism in Eukaryota, Fungi, Ascomycota, Eurotiomycetes, Eurotiales, Aspergillaceae.